ACUCCACAUUCACAUACAAUUAUCAUUACACCAUUUCUUCCUUCUAACCAUGGCUUCAUCUCAAGUUCAAUCCUUUUUUCUUUUCUCAACUUUGGUAUUCUUAUCCCUUUCUUCUCUGUCGAGCUCACAACCUACUUCAUUCAGACCAAAAGCACUGGUCCUUCCAAUCACCAAAGAUGCAUCUACACUUCAAUAUCUAACUCAGAUCAAACAAAGAACACCUCUAGUUUCCAUAGACGUAGUCGUCGAUCUUGGCGGUCAGUUCCUAUGGGUAGAUUGUGAACAAGGUUAUAUAUCAUCAACCUACAAACCUGCUCGUUGUGGAUCAGCACAAUGUUCGCUAGCAAGUAAAUCGCCUACAUGUGGAACAUGCUUCUCCCCACCUAGACCAGGAUGCAAUAACAACACUUGCGGUCUUUUCCCUGGGAAUACCAUCACUCACACUUCCACAAGUGGAGAACUUGCUUCAGAUGUUGUAUCUGUGCAGUCCACAGACGGUUCAAACCCCGGAGCCGACGUUACCGUGAAGCAGUUUAUAUUCAACUGUGCACCAACUUCUCUGUUGGAAGGACUUGCUAAGGGUGCUAAAGGAAUGGCUGGUUUUGGUCGUGAAAAAAUAGGGUUACCUUGGCAAUUUUCAGCUGCUUUCAGCUUUCCUAGAAAAUUUGCCAUGUGCUUAUCAUCUGGAAAGGGUGUCAUGUUUUUUGGUGAUGGUCCUUAUGUGCUGCAACCAGAAAAGGAAAUUUCAAGUUCACUUCAAUACACUCCUCUAUUAAUCAAUCCAGUCAGUACUGCAGGAGCAUUCUCACAGGGUGAAAAGUCAGUUGAGUAUUUCAUUGGAGUAAAAUCCAUUAGAAUCGACGAAAAAGAGGUCCCGGUGAAUAAGAAUUUGCUGUCAAUCACUACGGAUGGAGUUGGAGGAACCAAGAUUAGCACUGUUAAUCCUUACACAGUGAUGGAAACAUCAAUUUACAAGGCUGUUGUUGAUGCCUUCACCAAGGAAGCUGCAGCUAGGAAUAUUUCUCGAGUUGCUUCCGUAGCGCCUUUCGGAGCAUGUUUUAGUAGAAAGAAUGUGCUGAGUACUAGACUUGGGGCUGCCGUGCCAACUAUCGAACUUGUGUUGCAAAAUGAGAAAACUAUUUGGAGGAUUUUUGGAGCUAACUCGAUUGUCCAAGUCAGUGACGAUGUUUUGUGUUUAGGAAUUGUUGACGGAGGCGCAAAUCCGAGGACGUCUAUUGUUCUGGGUGGAUAUCAGUUGGAAAACAAUCUUUUACAGUUUGACAUUGCAAGAUCAAGACUUGGGUUCAGUUCAUUGCUUUUUGGCAGGCAAACUACUUGCUCAAACUUCGAUUUCACCACUAAGGCUUAAUCAUUACAGUUUGAAUUGAAUAGGUCACAGCCUUACUAGAGUUUGUACUACUAUAGUUUGUGAUUUCUUCUUCUUCAUUUUUUCGGUUUAUAUGUUUGAUGUGAUUUAAUGAGAAUAAUGGUUGUGAUUAAUGUCACAAAUUAAAAUAAAUACUUAAAAAUUGUACUGUAAAUAUUCAUUUUACUACUGAAUGUAACCAAUGGCACUUAAGUGGUUAAAAAAA
This is a messenger RNA of Papaver somniferum (opium poppy), 1592 nucleotides long. RefSeq names its product basic 7S globulin-like. Lineage: Eukaryota; Viridiplantae; Streptophyta; Magnoliopsida; Ranunculales; Papaveraceae. The record is from RefSeq and is a predicted model, not a curated record. The transcript has a single exon. Gene Ontology annotation, molecular function: aspartic-type endopeptidase activity. Gene Ontology annotation, biological process: proteolysis. Bases 50 to 1369 code for a protein of 439 amino acids.